AGUCAGCCGCGUCGCGAAUGGGGCAGGAGCGAGCCUCUCUGGUCCCGACGCGGGUGGCCCGGGUCUCCUCGACUCCUGAGGAAAGCCCACCGGGCGGGGCGGGAGGUGAAGAGGCUGGGGAAGUCAGAGGUUAACCUGGGCGUCAGGGGACGUUGGAGUUGAUCCGUCAGGGUCCCGGGGCGGUCUGGGGGCAGUAGAGACGGGGCUUGGGCGCGGGGCCUGAGAGGUCAGGGGUCAGCAGGAGUGAGGCUGGGGCGUCCAGGUCCGAGAGGUCAGGGGUCAGCUGGAGAGGGGCUGGGGCGCCGGUUUCCCGGAGGUCAGGGGUCAGAAGGAACAGGGCUGCAGCGUCAGGGUCCGAGAGGUUAGGGGUCGGCAGAGGCGGAGCUGGGGCACUGGGGGUCAGGGGUCGGGGAUCAGGGCGGGGUCGGGUGCACUGGUAGCCUGCGCAUGGGCCUCCAGCUUCGCGCGCUGUUGGGAGCCUUCGGACGGUGGACCCUGCGCCUGGGACCGCGUCCGUCCUGCUCGCCGCGCAUGGCCGGGAACGCGGAGCCGCCGCCCGCCGGAGCCGCAUGCCCCCAGGACCGGAGGUCCUGCAGCGGCCGGGCCGGGGGCGACCGCGUCUGGGAGGACGGAGAACAUCCGGCGAAGAAGCUCAAGAGCGGUGGCGACGAGGAGCGGCGCGAGAAGCCGCCCAAGCGGAAGAUCGUGCUGCUCAUGGCCUAUUCGGGCAAGGGCUACCACGGCAUGCAGAGGAAUGUCGGGUCCUCACAAUUCAAAACAAUUGAAGAUGACUUGGUGUCCGCCCUCGUCCGGUCAGGCUGUAUUCCUGAAAAUCAUGGUGAGGACAUGAGGAAAAUGUCCUUCCAGCGCUGCGCCCGGACAGACAAGGGUGUGUCCGCAGCCGGCCAGGUGGUAUCCCUGAAGGUGUGGCUGAUUGACGACAUUCUAGAAAAGAUCAACAGCCACCUUCCCUCUCACAUUCGGAUUCUGGGACUGAAGCGGGUCACGGGCGGGUUUAACUCCAAGAACAGAUGUGAUGCCAGGACCUAUUGCUACCUGCUGCCCACGUUUGCCUUUGCGCACAAGGACCGGGACGUUCAGGAUGAGACCUACCGCCUGAGCGCCGAGACGCUGCAGCAGGUCAACAGGCUCCUGGCCUGCUACAAGGGCACGCACAACUUCCACAAUUUCACCUCGCAGAAGGGGCCGCAGGAUCCCAGUGCCUGCCGCUACAUCCUGGAGAUGUACUGCGAGGAACCCUUUGUGCGGGAGGGCCUGGAGUUUGCGGUGAUCAGGGUGAAGGGCCAGAGCUUCAUGAUGCAUCAGAUCCGGAAGAUGGUCGGCCUGGUGGUGGCCAUUGUGAAGGGUUAUGCCCCUGAGAGCGUGCUGGAGCGCAGCUGGGGCACAGAGAAGGUGGACGUGCCCAAGGCGCCCGGACUCGGCCUGGUCCUGGAGAGGGUGCACUUCGAGAAGUACAACCAGCGCUUUGGCAACGAUGGGCUGCAUGAGCCGCUGGACUGGGCGCAGGAGGAAGGAAAGGUCGCAGCCUUCAAGGAGGAGCACAUCUACCCCACCAUCAUCGGCACCGAGCGGGACGAACGCUCCAUGGCCCAGUGGCUGAGCACCUUGCCCAUCCACAACUUCAGUGCCACCGCUCUCACGGCAGGUGGCACGGGCGCCAAGGUGCCCAGUCCCCUGGAAGGCAGUGAAGGGGACGGAGACACUGACUGAGGCGAUGGGAGCUGCCCACCAGAGUGCCUCUGAGCAGCUCACAGUGUGUGCCCAGAUGUGCCACCCCUGUGGGCAGCAAGAAGCUGGGAUCGCUGCAGCCAUGUUUUCCCGGCCAUGCCGGCGUUGUAACCUCAGGACCUUCCCUUGUAGGAACAGCCUUUCUCGAAUCUGUUUUCAGCUCUUGCAUUGCAUAGAUGAACCUCAGCAUGUAAAGAACUAUUUUUUUAAAGAAGUGAUUUUCUUAUUAAACAAGUACAAAUUUUGCUUAGUCAAUCCUUGGUUUGCCUUUUUCUUAGUCUUUUUUAACAUUUUUUUCGUCCACAGAGAUGAGCACAGCAUGGUGUCCCGUUGAGAACAGAUACGGCUGAACAAAAGAGAAAGGCCCAGGAGGUUGGCUCAGCCUGUAAUCCCAGCACUUGGGAGGCUGAGGUGGGCAGAUCGCUUGAGUACAGGAGUUCCAGACCAGCCUGGGUAAAAUGGUGAAACCGCGUCUCUGCAAAAGAUUAGCUGGGCAUGGCGGCAUGCCCUGUAGUUCAGCUGCUCAGGAGGCUGAGGUGGGAGGAUUGCCUGAGUCUGGAGAAGUCGAGGCUGCCCUGAUUGCCACUGCACUCAAAAAAAAAAAAAACAACAACAACCAAAAAAACUGGCCAGGCGUGGUGGCUCAUGCCUGUAAUCCCAACACUUCGGGAGGCUGAGGCAGGUGGAUUACUUGAGGUCGGGAGUUUGAGACCAGCCUGACCAGCAUGGAGAAACCCCGUCUCUACUAAAAAUACAAAAAUUAGCUGGGCGCGAUGGUGGGCGCCUGUAAUCCCAGCUACUUGGGAGGCUGAGGCAGGAGAAUCGCUUGAACCUGGGAGGUGGAGAUUGCAGUGAGCCAAGAUUGCGCCACUGCACUCCAGCCUGGGUGAGAGAGCCAAACUCCGUCAAAAAAAAAACAACAAAAAAACCCAGCAUCCUGCACUCUGCAGGGUGGUCCCGAGGCAGGGCUGUGGAGGGCACUGAAGCAGGGGCCCCGCUGACCUGCCGCAUCCCCGAGAGGGGUGGCAGCCACGGGCUCCUCUUCCUAGACAGCCCCAUGCGUGCAGCCUUUGCCCUGGUUGCAGGUCGGUACUCGCCUCAGCACUGUCCCGGUGCCAGGCAGGUGGGGGUUGGGGCAGAGGGCAGAAGGAAAGGGUGCAUCGCGGAACAGGCCCUUAGUGGAGCUUACUGGAAGACCCCACCAGCCGCUGCUGCACGUCAUUGGUCACAGGUGCAUCCAGCGGCCCUUCGUAGCUGCAAGGGAGGCUGGGGAAGACUGCUUUUGAAGUGGCGCUUAGCGUGGAACAAAACACACUGCGUUAGCCAGGAGCAGGGGAUCCUUGGCUGGCGGGCUGCCAGGAGCCCAGGGAGGGGCUCAGCGGAGGAAGUGCCGUGCAUACACGUGGCCUCCCAGCCUGCAGCCCGUGGGCGCACGUGACCAAUGCACGAGUGCCUGAUGCCCCAGCGGUGCACACAACUAAUGCGCAUGCGCCUGACGUGCCAACAAUGCAUGUGACUAAUGCGCAGUCGCCUGUCGCCCCAGCAGUGCGUGAGUGACAUGUGCACGUGCCCAUGAUGCGGUGGACACCGUGUGUGAGAAGUGGGGCAGGACAGGUGGGAUUGGGAGAUGCUUCAGGCAGUGAGCUCCUAGGGCGUGGGGUGCCCAAGAGAGUGGAGCUGGUUUUAGGGAUUUUGGCCAGAGGAGCAGUGGGGCUCACUGCUUCGGGAGCCAGGGAGUGCAGGUGUGAGGCCCACUGGGCUUUGGGUUUGAGGGAUGGAUGAGCUGGGCCGUUAACUGGAACGGGAGACAGGGAAAGGAAUGGGUUUGGAGAACAAGCAGGAGCUUGGUUCUAAGCAUGUUAAUUUUACCUGGGAUAGACAGGACUUUAUUUUUUAUUUUUAUUUUGUUUGAGACGGAGUCUCGCUGUGUUGCCCAGCCUGGAGUGCAGUGGCGCGAUCUCGGCUCACUGCAACCUGCGCCUCCCGGGCUCAAGCGAUUCUCCUUCCUCAGCCUCCAGAGUAGCUGAGAGUACAGGUGCCCGCUGCCACGCCCGGCUGAUUUUUGUAUUUUUGGUAGAGACAGGGUUUCACCAUGUUGGUCAGGCUGGUCUCAAACUCCUAAGCUCAGGUGAUCCACCCGCCUUGGCCUCCCAAAGUGCUGGGAUUACAGGCGUGAGCCACCGUGCCCGGCCUGGGUGACCCAUUUAAAUCACUUUUGAUGAUCCUGGGGUAUGUGACAUUUUAAAAUAAUAUGUAUAUAUGGAAGGAAAUAAAAAACUAUAAAAAAGGGAA
Molecule: messenger RNA, 4041 nt
Organism: Homo sapiens (human)
Lineage: Eukaryota; Metazoa; Chordata; Mammalia; Primates; Hominidae
Gene: PUS1
Product: pseudouridine synthase 1
Exons: 6
Coding region: 448-1731 (427 amino acids)
Biological process (GO): positive regulation of DNA-templated transcription; RNA modification; pseudouridine synthesis
Cellular component (GO): nuclear lumen; transcription regulator complex; nucleolus
Molecular function (GO): tRNA pseudouridine synthase activity; tRNA pseudouridine(38-40) synthase activity; RNA binding
Source: RefSeq, marked reviewed